Molecule: messenger RNA, 1004 nt
Organism: Hydractinia symbiolongicarpus
Lineage: Eukaryota; Metazoa; Cnidaria; Hydrozoa; Anthoathecata; Hydractiniidae
Exons: 1
Coding region: 152-931 (259 amino acids)
Biological process (GO): positive regulation of canonical NF-kappaB signal transduction
Source: RefSeq, a predicted model, not a curated record
AUCCCAUUUAAGUCAGUUCAACUAUCUUGACAAAAGAUUACAAUUUGGUCAUUUAAAUCUUUAAAACUCGCUCUUCUUCACUAUUUGACUACAUAUGCCUUUUCUUUAUAAUUUUUAGCCAAUUUUUUAUAUUCAGCUUUAUAGAAGAAACAUGUCGGAGGAGAAUUCGAUAUCGUUUAAAAAGAAUUUCUUUAUCGCGACGUAUGAAGCUGCUGCAUUCACCAUGACAAGGUAUCCAUACCUAUGCGCUGUGUUGAUGAUGGUCACGACAGCAGAAGAGUCAAAAACGAGACAGUUCGAUCGUACCGCUUUUAAUUAUAUUUACGCACACUUAGGCGUGGCCUUUGUUGGUGGAACUCUUCUUUCGUUCGACAUGUUUGGUUUGAAACGUUGGACAGCACUUGCAAUGGCUGUUCAGACAAUCGUCAUUUCUUACGACGAAUACACUCUUACAAAGGGAGAACAAAUAGCAAUGCGUUUGCUUUGUAGAAAUCUUGGUAUUAUUGGGUGUUAUUUAUCGGUUGCCGGCGGUAUUGCUAAAAACAAAGGAGCUGCGGAUAAGAAUAAAUAUCUGUUGACUUUUGGGCGUCAAUUAAUUGGAGCGUAUACCAUGCUAACAGCCGUCUUAAUAUGGAAUAGCGAAGAGGAGUUCAGCUCCCAUGCGAAGGCGUUGCCGGGCGGCGCAUUGACUGUGUAUAUCUACAUUGCUGUUUAUAUGAUGUGUAGCAUUUGUAUCUACAGUGGGUAUGAAGUUGUCAAGAUGUGUAAAUUGUUAAUGUGUUUGUUAUUCGCUAUUACUCUUAUUGUCGAUAUGGACGUUAAAAUGUGGACAAAGCACGCUGGUAUAGGGAAGUGGAAAACCAUGACCAUAGCUGCACGACAUGUUCCUAUUAUAAGUAUUCUUUUGUUAAUCCGUGACGGAUAUUAUUAAAUUUGUAAUUAUUGAAUGCGUGAAGACUACACGUAUGCAUUGCUUAUUUUAUGGAUUAUAAACGUUCGAGCGA